Marmota monax (woodchuck) is the source of this 1814-nucleotide messenger RNA. It is a transcript of the gene Rassf4, whose product is annotated as Ras association domain family member 4. The coding region runs from base 171 to 1136 and encodes 321 amino acids. The transcript has 11 exons. NCBI's taxonomy places the organism in Eukaryota, Metazoa, Chordata, Mammalia, Rodentia, Sciuridae. Gene Ontology annotation, biological process: signal transduction. The record is from RefSeq and is a predicted model, not a curated record.
GCGAGGGGCGGGCCGGGUCCCAGUGCAGCAGAGCCGGUGGACCGCAGGCGCUGCGGGCUCAGCUCCCAUGCGGGCGCAGCUCUGGUUGGAGGCUGGGACACGGCUCUGGCAGUGGCUUCUGGAUGGAGCGAUGACUGGACGGUAACUUCCAGGUCUGCAGACAAGAGAAGAUGAAGGAAGAGUGUCCAUCCAGCUCUCACGUGCCCAUCAGUGACAGCAAGUCUAUCCUUAAGUCGGAGCUCUUGAGCCUGCUGAAAACCUACAACUGCUACCAUGAGGGCAGAAGCUUCCAGCUGAGGCACCGAGAGGAGGAAGGGGCUCUGAUCAUCGAGGGACUCCUCAACAUCGCCUGGGGACUCAGACGGCCCAUUCGACUCCAGAUGCAAGAUGACCGGGAGCGAGUGCACCUCCCCUCAGCUUCGUGGACACCUGGACAGCCCAGCUGCCCACUAAAGGAACCACCUCCCCAGGACAGCAAAGUUACUACUGAGGAACCAAGCACUCAGACUGUGCCCAAAGCUGAGAGCUCCAGAGAUGGCUCAGGGUCCCUGGAGGAAGAGGAGGAAGUACCACAGUUGAUGAGGACCAAGAGUGAUGCCAGCUGUAUGAUCCAGAGGAGGCCCAAGUGCCGUGCACCUGGCGAGGCCCAGCGGAUCCGCCGACACCGAUUCUCCAUCAAUGGGCACUUUUAUAAUCACAAGACCUCUGUGUUCACUCCUGCCUAUGGAUCCAUGACCAACGUGAGGGUCAACAGCACCAUGACCACUCUGCAGGUGCUCACCCUGCUGCUGAACAAGUUCAGAGUGGAAGAUGGCCCUGGUGAGUUUGCACUCUACAUCGUCCAUGAGUCUGGGGAGAGGACAAAAUUAAAAGACAGCGAGUAUCCACUGAUUUCCAGAAUCCUGCAUGGACCCUGUGAGAAGAUCGUCAAGAUCUUCCUGAUGGAAGCUGACUUGGGCGAGGAAGUCCCCCACGAUGUCGCUCAGUACAUUAAGUUUGAAAUGCCGGUGCUGGACAGUUUUGUUGAAAAAUUAAAAGAAGAGGAGGAAAGAGAAAUAAUCAAACUAACCACGAAGUUCCAAGCCCUGCGUCUGACAAUGCUGCAACGCCUAGAGCAGCUGGUGGAGGCCAAAUAGCAAGCCAGCACAUGUCUCUUCUAACGCCCAUUGCAGCAAGUGCACAUGGAGUCCCAGCAGCCAGGCCUUGACUGGUCACACUGAUUAAUGGCUGCCUAAGGAAUCUAGUGCCUGUGUUUUUAACCUGUCUGAAGUCUAAGCAUUGUGAGUCCUGCAUUCCUAUCCUUAGCUCCAUAGUGAGCACACACAGGAAGCAGACCCAGGCCCCAGGAGCCAGGAACUUGCCAAUUGUAUUCUGCUUGGCAGGCUAGCCUUGAAGUGAUUGGCAUCGAAACUGUGCCAAUGGCUGUGUCUCCUGCUGAAUAGUAUCUGACUAGCCCCUGGGGUGUAGGCUUCAUCCAUUUGCCUAGUACCUGGCUUAGAGUUCCAGUAGGGCCACCAAGCACUGUCCUCAUUCUCCAUGUGCACCACGAGAUCCCUGUCUAUCCCAUAUCAUACUGCUACUUGGUUACUCUACUGGGGAAAGCAGGCGCUGCCAGAAGUUAUGGGAUGUACCCUGUUUCCAGCUAUCACUUUAUCACAAUAUCCCAGGCUUCUAAACCUCUUUGCACAGCCCAGCACCUCUACUGCAAAGCCUAAAUCAGGAAUAAAACCAUGGGGAACCCAUCUGCUUUCUGCAGAGAUCAUUCUUCUGAACAAAGCCCAAAGGAAUUAUUAAAAGAAGCUUGCUGAAAGAAA